Taeniopygia guttata (zebra finch) is the source of this 5911-nucleotide messenger RNA. RefSeq names its product EPH receptor B3 (gene EPHB3). Gene Ontology annotation, molecular function: ATP binding; transmembrane-ephrin receptor activity; protein binding. Gene Ontology annotation, cellular component: plasma membrane; dendrite. The record is from RefSeq and is a predicted model, not a curated record. Gene Ontology annotation, biological process: ephrin receptor signaling pathway; axon guidance; protein phosphorylation. Lineage: Eukaryota; Metazoa; Chordata; Aves; Passeriformes; Estrildidae.
CGAGCUCGGGACUGCCCGGCGGGGCCGCCCGCACCGCCCCCGCCAUGGCCGCGGCCCGCCCGGGGGCCCCCCCGCCGCCGCCGCCUCUGCUCCCCCUUCUGCUGCUCCUGCUGCUCCCCGGUGGCCGCCGCGCUCUGGAGGAGACCCUGAUGGACACAAAGUGGGUGACCUCUGAGUUGGCAUGGACAACUCAUCCAGAGACAGGGUGGGAAGAAGUCAGUGGUUAUGACGAGGCCAUGAACCCUAUCCGCACGUACCAGGUCUGCAACGUACGGGAGGCCAACCAGAACAACUGGCUUCGUACCAAAUUCAUCCAGCGCCAGGAUGUCCAGCGCGUCUAUGUGGAGCUGAAAUUCACUGUGCGGGACUGCAACAGCAUCCCCAACAUCCCUGGCUCCUGCAAAGAGACCUUCAACCUCUUCUAUUAUGAGUCAGAUACAGAUUCUGCUUCUGCAAACAGCCCUUUCUGGAUGGAGAACCCCUAUAUCAAAGUGGAUACAAUUGCCCCAGAUGAGAGUUUCUCCAAGCUGGAGUCUGGCCGUGUGAACACCAAGGUGCGCAGCUUUGGCCCUCUCUCCAAGAAUGGUUUUUACCUUGCCUUCCAAGACCUGGGAGCCUGCAUGUCCCUCAUCUCUGUUCGGGCUUUCUACAAGAAAUGCUCCAACACCAUUGCUGGCUUUGCUAUCUUCCCGGAGACUUUAACGGGAGCCGAGCCCACUUCCCUGGUCAUCGCACCGGGCACCUGCAUCCCCAACGCAGUGGAGGUGUCUGUGCCCCUAAAGCUGUACUGCAACGGUGACGGCGAGUGGAUGGUGCCCGUGGGAGCGUGUACAUGUGCUGCUGGAUAUGAGCCCGCCAUGAAGGAUACCCAGUGCCAAGCAUGUGGCCCAGGAACCUUCAAAUCUAAGCAGGGGGAAGGUCCCUGCUCUCCCUGCCCUCCCAAUAGCCGGACCACCUCUGGAGCAGCGAUGGUCUGCACUUGUCGAAACGGCUUUUUCCGGGCAGACACGGACCCCGCAGACAGCGCCUGCACCAGUGUCCCCUCAGCCCCCCGCAAUGUCAUCUCCAACGUGAACGAGACGUCGCUGGUGCUGGAGUGGAGCGAGCCGCAGGACACGGGCGGGCGGGAUGACCUGCUCUACAACGUCAUCUGCAAGAAGUGCAGCGUGGAGCGGCGUCUGUGCACCCGCUGCGACGACAACGUGGAGUUCGUGCCGCGCCAGCUCGGCCUCACUGAGCGACGCAUCUACAUCAGCAACCUGAUGGCCCACACGCAGUACACUUUCGAGAUCCAGGCCGUGAACGGCAUCUCCAACAAGAGUCCCUACCCUCCCCAUUUCGCCUCUGUCAACAUCACCACCAACCAGGCAGCCCCAUCUGCCGUGCCAACAAUGCACCUGCACAGCAGCACCGGGAACAGCAUGACGCUGUCAUGGACUCCCCCAGAGAGACCCAACGGCAUCAUUCUGGACUAUGAGAUCAAAUACUCAGAGAAGCAAGGCCAGAGCGAUGGAAUCGCCAACACAGUCACCAGCCAGAAGAACUCGGUGCGGCUGGACGGGCUGAAGGCCAACGCUCGGUACAUGGUGCAGGUCCGGGCACGCACCGUGGCGGGAUACGGCCGCUACAGCCUCCCCACGGAGUUCCAGACAACUGCGGAGGGUGGUUCCACCAGCAAGACUUUCCAGGAGCUGCCUUUGAUCGUGGGUUCGGCCACUGCAGGGCUGGUGUUCGUCAUCGUGGUGGUGGUGAUUGCUAUCGUCUGCUUCAGGAAAGGGAUGGUUACUGAACACCUCCUCUCGUCUCCUUUGGGCAGGAAGCAGCGCAACAACACCGACCCUGAGUACACAGAGAAGCUGCAGCAAUAUGUUACCCCUGGGAUGAAGGUGUACAUUGACCCUUUCACCUACGAGGACCCAAAUGAAGCUGUCCGGGAAUUUGCCAAAGAGAUUGACAUCUCCUGUGUGAAAAUUGAGGAGGUCAUUGGAGCAGGGGAGUUCGGUGAGGUGUGCCGUGGGCGCCUGAAGCUGCCUGGUCGCCGCGAGAUUUUCGUGGCCAUCAAGACACUGAAGGUGGGCUACACGGAGCGGCAGCGGCGGGACUUCCUGAGUGAGGCCAGCAUCAUGGGCCAGUUCGACCACCCCAACAUCAUCCACCUGGAGGGCGUGGUGACCAAGAGCCGCCCUGUCAUGAUCAUCACGGAAUUCAUGGAGAACUGUGCACUUGACUCCUUCCUCCGGUUGAAUGAUGGGCAGUUCACAGUCAUCCAGCUGGUGGGAAUGAUGCGAGGCAUCGCCGCUGGCAUGAAGUACCUGUCAGAGAUGAACUACGUGCAUCGGGAUCUGGCUGCCCGCAACAUCCUGGUCAACAGCAACUUGGUCUGCAAAGUGUCUGACUUCGGGCUCUCUCGCUUUCUGGAGGAUGACCCAGCUGACCCCACCUACACCAGCUCCCUGGGAGGCAAGAUCCCAAUCAGAUGGACAGCUCCUGAGGCCAUCGCCUACCGCAAAUUCACUUCAGCCAGCGACGUGUGGAGCUACGGCAUUGUCAUGUGGGAAGUGAUGUCCUACGGGGAGCGACCUUACUGGGACAUGUCCAACCAGGAUGUGAUCAAUGCCGUGGAGCAAGAUUACCGCCUGCCACCCCCCAUGGACUGCCCCACUGCACUGCACCAGCUGAUGCUGGACUGCUGGGUGCGGGACCGCAACCUGAGGCCCAAAUUUGCACAGAUUGUCAACACGCUGGACAAGCUCAUCCGCAAUGCUGCCAGCCUGAAGGUCAUCGCCAGCGUCCAGUCUGGCAUCUCCCAACCGCUCUUGGACCGCACAGUCCCGGAUUACACCACCUUCACCACCGUGGGAGACUGGCUGGAUGCCAUCAAAAUGGGACGGUACAAGGAGAACUUCGUCAAUGCUGGGUUUGCUUCCUUUGAUCUGGUGGCACAGAUGACUGCGGAGGACCUGCUGAGGAUAGGGGUGACGCUAGCAGGGCACCAGAAGAAGAUCCUGAGCAGCAUUCAGGACAUGAGGCUGCAGAUGAACCAGACGCUCCCAGUGCAGGUUUGACCACAGAGGACUCUGCAUUGGAACGGAGCAAGGGAACCUGCCAAAAAGGUUCAGUUUGCAGUGCAGCCCAGCUUCCUGUUUCCCCUCCACAUGGCGCUCCUCUGCCUUGGACGGUCGCCUGGGACGGGAUGGGACGGGACGCCCUUCCCUGGAUCGAAGGCACUCAUGCUGAGGGUGUCCAGCUUUUCGUCCUUUGUCCUGGAAUGGCGAGGCAGCAACACAUCUUCAUAUUGAAGAUGGAUUAUGGGACAGAGAUGGCACAUCCCACUUCCCACACUGUCUUGGUGCUCAUCGGUUUGAAGAGUUGUUCUGCUUCUUGGAUUUCUUUUCACCCUGUUUUCCCCCCAGUCCUCACUUCCCCCACCUCCCCGAGGCCACAGACUGUUGACCCGUCCGCCGAGUCCGUCAGACAUGUCCGAAGCCUUCCCUAACUCUGUUCCCCACAUGGAAGCAGCCGGGGGAGGCCAAGCCAGCAACAGGGUUGGGGCCACCAGCCCCAGACAAUCACUCCUCUCCUCCAGCCCUGGCAAGCCCUCCACCCAAGGGUCUGCACUGGAACAUGUCCGAAGGGAAGGCUUCACUCCCUUUUUUGGCUUUGCACGCCAGAACCCGAACCCGAUUUACUAUGCAGGGAGUUAGGCAAAAAAAAAAAAAGGAAAAAAGAAAAAAAAAAAGAGAUAUAUAAAAUAAAAGAUAAGAGGGAGCAGAAAGGGGAGGGAGGGGGACCAGGUGCCCGGCUCCUCAUCUCUUACCCUCUUGGUUCUCCUGGCCGGCUCUGGACUGCAGAGCGAGGCCAUCAGCACGUUUGCACAGGGACCCUCCGCCCCCGGACCGACGGCAGCCGCGCUCCCCCCGAGGGGCCGGAGAGCGGGGCUGGGGCAGGGGCUGCGCCGGGGGCCACGGCUCCCCCAGCCUCCUCUUUUAUGCAGAAGGAGCAGGUGCCGCCGGCGCGGCUGCCCGCUCCUGACACACGCUGUGAUUGCUGCCAAAAGACUCACUCACCUUUCCCUGAGGAUUCACUGCAGCCCGGUUCCUCCGAGCCGAGGGAGAGACUCCCAGCGUGCCUGAGUGUGCGUGAGUGUGUGCAUGCGUGCGUGGGUGUGUGCUGGCCGCAGGACUGUGGGAGGCAAUGGGCAGAAUAAAGGCAAUAAGAAUUUUACCCGAGUUUCCUUUGCUCGAUCGCGCUCUCAUUGGAUGGGCCCGGCUGCCUGCAGCUUCGCUGCCCACCAGGGUCAUCCUUCUCCUCCUCCUGGCCAGCCCCAACCUGGCUGUGUGCCCCUUUCUGCUCUCCCCUUCUCUUGCUGUCAUGUUUUCAGGUUGUCCAACAGGGACCAGGCAGUGAUGCUGUACCAACCCUGUGGUGCUGGGAGACCCAGCGCGCUCCCCAUGAGGUGUAUAGGGCGGAGGCUCUGAGUCCCAGGUCAGAGCCAGUCAGGAAACUUUAAUGUACUAGAAAUACUCAGCAUUUUUUUAUCCCCAUACCCUCCUCAAGUCAAGCCGUCCACACUGCUCAUCCAGUGCCAGAGGGUCCCCACAGCUCUGGGGCUUCUCCAUAGGGCGCUUCUCCUCCCCUGCCUCCCUUUGGGCAGUCUGCCUUCAGCAGGAGGGUUGCAGCAGCCCCUGGCACCCCUGCAUUACUGGCCUCACUCCUCUACAAAAUGGCUCUUGAGCAGGGGGGAGCUCACCAGGGUGAAUGGACCAGCUGCAGGAGGCAAAGUAACCCCCUGGGAGAGCAGAUCUGGGGGGGGCAUGCCCUCAGUCUAGGGGAGAUUUGUCCACAGUAGCCAAGUGGAACCCCAGUUGCUUUUCCUGGGUUUCUCAGGUCCCCCUCAGCUGCACUACCUUGCUAACAGGCUUUUAGGGUGCUUUGCUGGCAGUCCAGAGGGGAAAGUGGUCUCUCCCCAAAAUGAGGGGGUGCACCCCUAUGCUCCCCAGUGCUUGGCCCCAGUCCCCUCCUCCCCAGGCUGACAGCAGGUGCUGAUUUUUCCGUUCCCUUGGAACAGGCCUGCCCUUGGGUUUCUCAUUAAUCCCGUCCUCCUUCACAGGGUAAACAAGUCCAGGAGGGCAGUAGCAGCAGGAACGGUCUCCCCACAUCCCACCAUCUCCUUUGUGAGAUGUAUCUGGGAUGUUGGCUGACAGGGACACCACGGCCCUAUUUUUCUGGGGUUUCCCAUCCUGGCUUGCUCCCUACCCUGGCUGCUCCCCAGCCCUGCCCUGGUGAGACCCAAACAGCCGCGCUGGGCAGACUUCACCCCUCUCCCAGAUCAGGAGAAGAAACCUGGCAUUGAGAGGCUUUCAAAAGCAAAUGACUGAAGAGAUAUGAGAGCCUGUUUGGGGCUUGCUAACCACCCACAGCCUCUCCAUGCAGAAGCACAAUGGGGCACAGGGGCUGCCCCUGCCUCCCUUGCUCCCGCCUCCCUUGCCCCCCUGCUGCUGCAAAGUUUGGGGUCCCAUGAGCCCUGGUGCAUCUCAAACAUCCCCAUCUCAGUUCUCCAUCCUGCCCUGGCAUUGCUUUGAGGAGGGGUUCUCAUUUUAAACAACAAACCCCUUCUGCCACCCUUCUCUAUGCACACCCUGCUCCCAUGGGGCAGGACCCACCAUCCCUGCAGCCAGCCCUGGGUCUCACCCCAGCCACAGGAGUGCACCCAGGGGUGCACCCAGCAGCUCUCCACAUCCUGUACCUGCCUCCUCCCUUUCCAUAUAAAUCUGGGGGAAAGCUGUGUUCCAUGGUGAAAGAAAAGCAACAACAAAAAACAGCAGCCAGGGAAAUCAAUGCGAGCGUGCGUUUGUAAAAAUAUUUUUUAACGGAAAGACUUUUUUUCAAUUAAAUUAUUUAAGGAAUUUUA